This is a messenger RNA of Rhodofomes roseus, 1497 nucleotides long. Its product is annotated as CTLH/CRA C-terminal to lish motif domain-containing protein. Gene Ontology annotation, cellular component: cytoplasm. NCBI's taxonomy places the organism in Eukaryota, Fungi, Basidiomycota, Agaricomycetes, Polyporales, Fomitopsidaceae. Bases 314 to 1333 code for a protein of 339 amino acids. The transcript is spliced from 5 exons. Gene Ontology annotation, biological process: cell surface receptor signaling pathway; cytoskeleton organization. The record is from RefSeq and is a predicted model, not a curated record.
CACCACUCCCCGAGACCCGUUCGACGCACAUCGGACACAGGCCGUGGACGCUGGAAUGCUGAACACAUCCGCGGCCGACGCAGCAUUCCCGCAGCACGCGCUCGCGCUUUGAGAUUCAGAACGCGUUGGACUUGUACCCGGAGGACACGCGUAUUUACCGCGUCACGCGCAGUGCGGAGAAGUCGGGGUCCAUCUCACGCGAGUGGGUGCAGCAACUGCUCUUGCGGUACUGCCAUCGUUCUGACUGUCUCAAACUUCUCCCACUGCAACAGAGACAAGUGUUCGCCGUUACGCACUGCCGAGGACAAUCAUCAUGUCCCAGGCCAAGGCGCAGCGCAACGCCAGGACUCUAGGAGCCACUCCGGACGAACUGCGGAUGCUCGUCCUGGAUUACCUCUGCCACAACGCUCGUUCCAAGACCGUACAGGCGUUCACUCACGACAGCGCAGUCAAGUAUGUGGAUGCGGACGGAGACGAUAUCAUGCCGGCGCCCGGGGAAAUCACGUUUGACGAUGGAUUGCGGCUUCGUCUGGCCUCCGGGGAGCUUCGCGAAGAGAUCCGUACAUGCAUCUUGUCGGGACAGAUAGACGAAGCCAUCGAACUCCUCAAUCGGUACUUCCCUUCCGUCCUCUCGGAGAACACGGAGACUCCACCGAUAUCCAAGACGAAUGGUCGCCUCGAAUACAUACCGUCUACGUCCGUCAAUCCCGCCCACCUGUUGAUCAACCUUCACAUACAAGGCUUCAUCGAAGCGGCGCGCUCAGUUCCUCUGCCUUACUACCCCCCGGGGGCCCAGCCGCCGACGUCACCCAUCACAACCUCCACGAGUGAGACCACUGACGAGGACAAGGAAAUGAGCGAUCUGAGGGCCACAGAGCGGCUGCUACACCGGGCACAGAACCUAUACGCCGAGGCAAACCGUCUGCCGGCUGCCGAAGACCGUGGUCAAUAUCUCCUGGAGCUCGGGAAAGUCGGCAGCUUGCUUGCAUAUGUAGUCCCCGAGAAGGGACCAGUGACGCAAUACCUAGGUCAAGACAGACGCGAAGCCCUCGCAGACUCAAUCGACAGCGCUAUAUUGUAUCGAACAGGACAGCGGGUGGUCUCCAAGCUUGACUUGGCCGCGCGCCAAACGUCUGUGGUCUGGUCGAUGCUCCACGAGCAGAAGAUCAAGCCUCCUCCGCCGUCCGGCUGGCCAGAGGGAGUGGCACCGCCAGGGAUGUCGAGGCCGGCCCCUGCACCAUCAAGUAUGUCGUCUAAGAAGCCGUCCGAGCCGGACGCACCACAGGCGUUUACCCCGUUCGAUCUGCAAUCUUACUUGGAUACGUCGACUUGAUGUCAGGACGUCGACGCUCGACAUUCCUCCAUCACACUAUUGUUUGGAUCCGGGGAUACGGUUACAGUAGGGUUUGCAAGUAUGUAUGGACUCAAGGUGUUAGUAGACCUGUACGGUAAUGAGCAAAUGAUUCGCUGGGCAAUGACGCGUACCUGCAUGCUUCA